CUUCCGCUGACUUAGCCCACCAGCUAGUGUGUGUGAUACUCAAUUGGGCGCUCUAACAAUAAAAAAUAAAUGUAUUCAAAGAAAUAUGGAAGACAGUUGGGCGGUGGCGUUAACAGGUGGGACCAUUCUUGCCAAUGAGGGCAGAUACGAGUGCGUUAUCAGGCACAACGCCGAUAUUUUUCUCAAAAUUGCUGGGAUGUCACGUGUCCUACUUAUAUCAGUACACUCGUAACAACCUAACUAUGCAUUACGAAACGUAUAUUUGAUCAAAUAAACCACACGUAGCAAAUAAUCCAUGACAUCCUUCGAUAACUAAAUUCGACACUCAUUGGGCCCAGUUAUCCAUCUCUUCCCAUAUCCACCAGUGAGCUCCAGCAUGCGUCUAGACUUUACGUCUUGGCGUCGUUUGACUAGAGAACAAACGCACGCAGUUGCAUUUAAAGAAAUCACCUCACCGGUAGAUUUCUCGAAUGAACUGAGAGCAGUAAACAUUGACGUCUGUUGAAUUAAUAUAUUGGCAACACCUACGCCAAAACAGGAAAAUGGCUGUGAACGUUUACUCAACCUCAGUGUGUAGUGACAACUUGAGUCGUCAUGACAUGCUUGCAUGGAUCAACGAAUCUUUACAGAUCAACCUGACUAAGAUAGAGCUGUUAUGUUCAGGUGCGGCCUACUGCCAGUUCAUGGACAUGCUCUUCCCUGGCUGUGUGCCUUUGAAGAAAGUAAAAUUUGCUGCAAAACUAGAGCACGAAUUCAUUCACAACUAUAAGAUCUUGCAAGCUGGCUUCAAAAGAAUGGGUGUCGAAAAAAUCAUCCCUGUUGACAAGUUGAUAAAAAGCAAGUUCCAGGACAACUUUGAGUUUGUGCAGUGGUUCAAGAAGUUCUUUGAUGCCAACUAUGAUGGGAAAGAGUACGACCCUGUGGAGGCUCGCCAGGGCCAAGACUCCAUGUCCAACCCCGCCAUGUCGGCCCUCAACAAGCCCAAGAAAAUCCUCAAUGCUGCACCCCAGCGAGCAGCAGUUGCCAAGGUAGCACCCAAAAUGGCGCCCAGCUUGGCGCGGAGACCAGGGGCUGGCGGAGGUGACGAGGAGCGGGCAGAACUCAUCCAGGAGGUGAAUAUACUGAAGUCCACCAUCCAGGACAUGGAGAAGGAGAGGGACUUUUAUUUUGGCAAACUGAGAAACAUUGAACUCAUCUGCCAAGAGGAAGGAGAGGGGGAUCCCACACUGCAGAGGAUCGUGGAUAUACUCUACGCCACAGAUGAGGGCUUUGUCAUACCGGACGCUGAGUCAGAGGACCAGGAGGAAUUCUAACGUUCAAGAGUGGAUCAUGCAGCUUUUAAUACAACCCCUCAACCCACCAAACCCCUUCAAUCAGCUACCACAUCUCCAUCCUCGCCCUACUUACAACACCCCCUCCAAAAAAUGUAUCAUGUUAUGUGUUCGUGGUCUCUGAGUGGACUGUAUAUCAAAUGUUUUUUUUUCCUGUAAAAUCAAGUUGAAAUAAGUGAAGUGUGUGUGUGAACUACCUCCUCUUCUGAAAGCCCUUCUCUGGGUCAUCCCAUUGGCCCGUAUCAGCAUCAUGUUGGUAGAAGGCAGCCAUUUUGGCUCUAUUUGGGUCCAGAAGAGUGAACUGUCCAUCUGUAAGAUGUCACUUUUUUGUUUGCUUGUCUUUCCCCCUCAAUUUCUGUCUGUUCCGGGAAUUGGCGUUACAAGUUCAUUGGAACCUGCACUCACUUUUGUACAUAGUAUUUUUCUUAUUUGACCUGUUUCCUAAAUUAUCACUGUUUUUGCCACGUGUAGCAAUUGUUUUCUGGGUCUGAGCAAAUUCACUUUAAGCAAGUAGAAACUCAAUGUAGUGAUCGUGGGACAUUUUCUUUGCUUUACUAACCAACUGUUCAUAUCCCUCAAACCUAGUUGAGUUCACUACUUUCAUUUGGUCUCCUCCUGUUUGGAUAUUAACCUUUUUUUAAACGGUGCAAUCCUUUUUAUUCCAGGAAAGUGGCAUUUUUUCUCUCAAAGAUUCAGGUCAACGCCUCUUAGUGUGGCUGCAAUUCUCGGGACAGCUCAUAACAACCUGACGAUAUUUAUGAAGAAACAUGUUAGAAACUUCAAACUUAUGGUGGAAUACUUUGUGCGUGAUUUAUCUGUUUUGUUUGUCUCUUGGAUGUUGGAAGGCAUGUGCACUGUGGAUGCCAGAAACGUUCUGGUCCCAAGCUUAUCCCAAAUUACCCACUUUGUUUUUUGUUGGCAUUUCUCUUGUCUAAAAUUGUUCAGUUGGCAUGGGAUAAAGUUUUAACUUGAUUUAGCACCUCUAGUGUCAAUGCAUCUUCUUAGGGAAUGCAAAAGGUAACUGAUGUUUUUCUAUUUUCUACCUUCAUUUUUUUUUUUUUUUUUUACACUCCAGUCUUGCAUCUUAAUCUGUUUUGAUUAUGGAGCCACUGCACCAUUGACAGGUUCUAGGCCCAAAACGCUGAUGCGCAAAUAGAACUGCCAGUCUCUGCACUGGAAGAUAAGAGAGAUUCUAAGUUUUAUGAAUUGCCUUAUUCUUAAAUACCUUUCAUAACCUACAUAUGUGACUUUGUACUCUCUUUUUGGCAAAUGUUUGUAAUUCGAUUUAAAGAAUUGUCAUUUCAGAUCUUUUUUUUGUUCUGCUGCUCUGAAUGGCAGUCUAGAGAAUCUGUCAAAUAGAUGUUCAGUCUUCCAGUUAAUACACUGCUCUGACAAAGACCAAUUUACAUUUGUACAUUGAUGGUUCAUUUGAAGUGUUCUGAACUUAUUGGUGUACUUAAUCUAACUCGUGCCACCCAUCUGUUGGCUGAAAUGACCCAGCUGAUUAAUUAGAAGUACAUAACUGUCAAGUCCAAAGUCUUGCCUCCUUGCAGGGCCUGUUAAAUAAUGUGUAUAAUAAAUUGAACAGUAAUGCCACAACAAUGUGAUCUAUAGCAUCCUUUGGUUGUGCUGGUCGCUGGGCAUUAGUUUUGCAUGUCGUUUUUUUAUGAAGGGGAUUUUCUGAUGCUGAAUAUGUAAUGAAUUGCCUAAUGGCUUGAAGUCCACGUGGGAGCUGCACAUAGAUUUGACCAUUGUGGUGUACUUUAGUUUUCUGGCACUAAAACGGAAUCUUUCUAGGCAAUGAAGGAAGUUUGAAUGUCGUGCAAAAACCUUCCGAAAUGCAUGGGGAUGCCUGGCUGUAAUAUUAUUUUUACAUUUUGGUCCUCGUUACUUUCUUCUGGACCACAACCCUAAUUUCAUUUGUCUACUUUUUGGGAUUACCAUGUCCAAAACAGUUUUUCAAAAUGUAUUGGGAUAUGAAUGUGUAUGUGUAACACACAGAAAUAAUCAUUGUGACUGUUAACCUUGAGUCCAGAAACAUUUGUUUUGACUGAUAGUUUAAAAAUAUAAUUGUCUUUUUUGAAUUUGGCUUGUUUAAAGACUAAACUAUCCUGGUGGCAGAUUUGUGGGUAUUUGGGUCUUUAACACGGGUCAUGUUCCAGCAGUCUACAACCAAUGGUUGUGUGCAACGUCAUCGACUGCGCAGUCUAUCAGUUUGCUAUAUCAUAUGUGGUUUGCAGAUAUUAAACACUUAUCCAUGAGUUGAGAUCUGGCAGGCAUCUACAAUGUAGUCAGUCUGGAAGGUGGAAAUAGUUUUGGUAAAGUGCAUUUUAUAUGCAAGGCAGAACCCCGCAAUGACCUGUUUCAAUCUAACCUUGUGCCAAUCUUGACCUUUUAACCAUCGAGCAACUCCCUGUUAGCUAUUGGUUCCUGAUUGUAUUAUUUUCUAGAUAUUCUGAAUGAUUAGUGUGGUAAUUGGAAGGAGCCCUUUCAGCUCUUGUGUUUUUGGGGUGUGAAAGAUCAGUGGUGCUCAUCAGAUAUCCCCUGUGACAUAAUAAUCUGAGUUGACAUUCUGGUACACUGUGGGCCUUGUGGCACCUUCUGCUCUCCUUUUUUUUCUGUUGAUUUUUAAUUUAUUUUAAUAAAAAAAAAAAAAUGUUUUUUAUUGAUGUAAACAUUUUUUUCCAGCGGGAAAUGUAUUUUAUUUUUUCUGAUUUACUUAAAUCAUGUUUGCCGAAUCAAGUUUCUUACAAACAAUAAAACAGUAUUUCAAGACCC
Molecule: messenger RNA, 4109 nt
Organism: Salvelinus fontinalis (brook trout)
Lineage: Eukaryota; Metazoa; Chordata; Actinopteri; Salmoniformes; Salmonidae
Product: microtubule-associated protein RP/EB family member 1-like
Exons: 7
Coding region: 543-1313 (256 amino acids)
Biological process (GO): regulation of microtubule polymerization or depolymerization; protein localization to microtubule plus-end; spindle assembly
Cellular component (GO): cytoplasmic microtubule; microtubule organizing center; microtubule plus-end
Molecular function (GO): microtubule plus-end binding
Source: RefSeq, a predicted model, not a curated record